Aspergillus tanneri is the source of this 1569-nucleotide messenger RNA. RefSeq names its product cation diffusion facilitator family transporter. Bases 1 to 1569 code for a protein of 522 amino acids. The transcript has 4 exons. Gene Ontology annotation, molecular function: monoatomic cation transmembrane transporter activity. NCBI's taxonomy places the organism in Eukaryota, Fungi, Ascomycota, Eurotiomycetes, Eurotiales, Aspergillaceae. Gene Ontology annotation, biological process: transmembrane transport; monoatomic cation transport. Gene Ontology annotation, cellular component: membrane. The record is from RefSeq and is a predicted model, not a curated record.
AUGACUAGCUCUAUGCUUCGAUCUAACUCCACGCCGCAAUUUCCCCCAUCAUCACCUCCCUUAUCGCCCGAUUCCAUCCAACCCAGAACGCCUACCCUUGCCCGAGAGGGAGAAAUCCUAUCUACGCGUGGGCAAUCACUGGCCAGGCUCAUACGCAGACGGUCUGUCUCAGUCCAGAGCCGAGAUGAUCAAGAUGGUGGCUUUCAGCAAGAUGAUUUGGUCACGCCCUGGGAACGGAUGGACAAAGUUCCUUUGGAGCGGGCCAGACGGUUGAUAGGCAAUAUCAAGCCAAUGUAUAAUUGGCAGUGGCACUACCGGGAUCCCGACACAUUGAAAGGAUUAUCCAAAAGUUUGCGGAAAUACUAUGAGCACAACAAUGAGUUGAUAGCACAAUACGUGUAUAUUGAUCGACUACUUGAUUCACCACUACCACAUCGACUUAUUGGAGAUUAUCACCACCAAUCUGAUCUAUUUGAUAACGACGCGGUAGUUAUGAGCGAGGGAGGGAGCACUGCUAGCGACCGUGCAGGGCCAAAGAAAAGCGGUAAAGUCAAACGCACUCCCCAGAAUCUCUAUCGAAUACCCGAUGAAAAUUCGCCUCUUUUGCCCGCGUCAGCCGACGAGAACGCUCCUUCCUCACCAGAGAUCGUGGCGAAACGACAUGAUUUGGUAGACAGCGAGGAUCGUAUUGUGACUUUAUCUAUAUACAUCAAUUUCGCAGCAAAUGUGGUUCUACUGGCCGCCAAAAUUGCGGUUAUGUCAAUGACGAAUUCUCUUUCGGUCCUCGCUAGCUUGGUGGACGGAAUAUUGGAUUUUUUGAGUACAGCCAUUGUCUGGGCCACGACUAAGCUCAUCAAGAACGACGACCGAUAUCGGUACCCCAUUAGCAGACGUCGGCUUGAGCCUUUGAGUGUCCUCGUUUUUGCGGUUGUUAUGAUAGUGUCCUUUGUCCAGGUUGCCUUGACCUCCUUGGGUCGGCUCGUAUCCACGGAGCACACCUUGGUCGAACUCUCCAUACCAUCGAUUGCGGUCAUGGCUAGCACCGUUCUAGUGAAACUGGCAUGUUGGUUGUGGUGCCGUCUCAUCAAGAACUCGAGUGUGCAGGCCCUAGCACAAGAUGCCAUGACCGACGUCAUCUUCAACUUAUUCAGCAUCUUGUUUCCACUAAUUGGUUCCCUCACACGAACCUGGUUCAUUGACCCCCUAGGCGGCCUUCUCCUCUCGGUCUAUAUCAUCUGGAACUGGACCGGAACUGCAGCCGAGCAUAUCAGCCACUUGACCGGCACAGCCGCAUCGGGGAUAGAUCACAGCAUCCUUCUGUACAUGACUAUGCGGUUUUCCAAAGCCAUCCUCAAUAUUCAGGAUCUGAAAGCCUACUAUGCUGGGGACCGGCUGAACGUUGAGGUGGAUAUUGUCUUCGAGGCCAAAACCAGCCUCCGUGAUAGUCACGAUAUCGGCGAGAGUUUGCAGUAUAUGAUUGAGAGCGUGCCGACGGUUGAUCGUGCUUUUGUCCAUGCGGAUUAUGACCCAUGGAAUAUUCCUAGCCAUAUGAAUCAGCGAGAAUCAUAA